Messenger RNA from Callithrix jacchus (white-tufted-ear marmoset), 12633 nucleotides. RefSeq names its product zinc finger and BTB domain containing 8B (gene ZBTB8B). Gene Ontology annotation, biological process: regulation of transcription by RNA polymerase II. The record is from RefSeq and is a predicted model, not a curated record. NCBI's taxonomy places the organism in Eukaryota, Metazoa, Chordata, Mammalia, Primates, Cebidae. Gene Ontology annotation, molecular function: DNA-binding transcription factor activity, RNA polymerase II-specific; protein binding; RNA polymerase II cis-regulatory region sequence-specific DNA binding.
CGCCUUCAGAACGCAUCCUCCGAGGGGCGCCAGCGCCAUUGACCACCCUGCUGGCCGAAGGGCCCGCCUUCACGAACCCAGGCGCUCCUGCGAUUGGCCAGCAACCCCGCCUCUCAUCGGAGGGCGCCAGGUGAAUGAAAGGGGGGCGUGUCGGUGCGCGGUGCUCCGUGGCUGCGCGGCUGGAACUCGCUAGAAGAGAUACAGGUUUACUCCGGAGCAGCAGCAGCUGGCGGAGCAAUGGAGAUGCAAUCCUAUUAUGCCAAGCUUUUGGGGGAGCUGAAUGAACAGAGAAAGAGGGACUUUUUCUGUGACUGCAGCAUCAUUGUGGAAGGGCGGAUCUUCAAGGCCCACAGGAACAUUUUGUUUGCUAACAGUGGCUACUUCCGAGCCCUGCUCAUUCACUAUAUCCAGGACAGCGGGCGGCAUAGCACUGCUUCCUUGGACAUUGUCACCUCUGAUGCCUUCUCCAUCAUCUUAGAUUUCCUCUAUUCUGGGAAGUUGGAUUUGUGUGGGGAGAAUGUGAUUGAAGUGAUGUCAGCUGCCAGCUACCUGCAGAUGAAUGACGUGGUGAACUUCUGCAAGGCAUAUAUCAGGUCAUCCCUCGACAUUUGCCGAAAGAUGGAGAAGGAGGCUGCUGUGGCUGCAGCGGUGGCAGCGGCGGCGGCGGCUGCAGCGGCGGCGGCAGCAGCGGCAGCUCAUCAGGUUGACAGUGGAAGCCCCAGUUCAUGCCGAGAGGGGACCUCCUGUGGUACCAAGAGCUUGGUCUCCUCUCCAGCCAAAGGAGAAAAGAGUGUAGACUACCUGAGAGUGUCCCCUUGUGGUGACUGCAGAGACUGCCACCCCUUGGAACUGGUGGUGAAAGACAGCCUCGGCUGUGGCUCCGCUGACAGUGAUCUCUCUACUCCACCCAAACAGAUAGAGCCCAAGGUGGAAUUUGAUGCUGAUGAAGUGGAGGUGGAUGUUGGUGAACAGCUGCAGCAGUAUGCUGCCCCACUGAGCCUGGCCCACGUGGAGGAGGCCUUGCCCAGCGGCCAGGCGGUUGACUUGGCUUACAGCAACUAUCACAUGAAGCAGUUCCUGGAGGCGCUCUUGCGCAACAGCGCUGCCCCAAGCAAAGAUGAUGCGGACCAUCACUUUUCUCGGAGUUUGGAGGGAAGACCAGAAAGUUCAGGAGUAGCCAUGAGUUCCAUGAUGGAUGUCCAGACUGACUGGUAUGGAGAGGACUCAGGUGAUGUGCUGGUGGUCCCCAUCAAGCUCCACAAGUGUCCUUUCUGCCCUUACACUGCCAAACAGAAGGGCAUCCUCAAGCGGCACAUCCGUUCACACACGGGCGAGCGGCCCUACCCCUGUGAGACCUGCGGCAAGAGGUUCACACGACAGGAGCACCUGCGGAGCCACGCCUUGAGUGUCCACAGAUCGAACCGUCCAAUCAUCUGCAAGGGCUGCAGAAGAACAUUCACAAGUCAUCUGUCCCAGGGGCUGCGGCGCUUUGGGCUGUGUGACAGCUGCACCUGCGUUACAGACACACCUGACGAUGAUGAUGAUUUGAUGCCCAUCAAUCUUAGCUUGGUGGAAGCUUCAUCCGAAAGCCAAGAAAAGAGUGAUACAGACAAUGACUGGCCAAUCUAUGUGGAGUCGGGUGAGGAAAAUGACCCCACUGGAGAUGAUUCUGAUGACAAACCACAAAUUCGUCCCAACUUAUCAGACUGAGAGACACUUAUGUAGCAAUAAAUUGGUGGGGAGAAGUUUUAGAACUUGUUAGUGCUCACUCUGUUGCUGAAAGACACCGUUUGUCCAAUUUUGUGGAACCCUGAGAGGAACAUUUUUUCACUGUUAAUGAUAUGUGCAUUUUUAUUGGACUAUCUGAUAUAGGUUGGAUUUUGUGACUCAAAGGACAGAUAACUUUUUUGUGUGGGGCCCUUGGUUUCUGAGGGCUUUGCUGGCCACUCCUUAAUUCUGGGUGAAUCAAGGCAGGCCCUGAGGUCUUUUGUUUUUCUUGCUGUGCAUCCAAACUCUGGUUAGGAGAAAGAUAAGAAAAUUUCCACAUUUGUUUUUAUAUUGACUCAGUCCUCUGCAUUCCUUUGUUAUCCUCUUUCUCUGAAAACCAUUAAGUUUGGGGAUCAGUUUUACCUUUGCCAGGCCUUUCCUAAUGAAUUCCACAUUAAAUUUCCUGGCAGAGUAUUAAAGAGAAACCUUCAUUGAUAUAAAGCAGGCAGGGAGGUCUGGCUACAUGAUCAUAAAAGGUGCUCUCUAAAUCUAGGGUGACGGUUUUAAAGGCUUGCAGCAUUUAUGGGUAGACAAAGGUGGAGUGAUCCGAAAGACUCAUUAUGGCAUCCUGACUUGCCCAGUUGAAUUACAUUUUCAGUUAGCCCUGAAAGGGAGCCCAGGUCUGGAUGGUUUCGCUCUCUGGUUUGGUAUUUGACGAUUCUAUACAUACAACCUGUUCUGUUAUCAUAAAACAAGUCAUUUGGGCAAAACUCAAAAUGUUCCCCUACUUUUUCCAGCAUUUUCUAAAAGUUAGAGCUGCGUGACUUGGAAAUGUAGCCAUCCGUGACAUUCUUUUACUUAGUUUAUGCUGAUGCAGGGCAAGUGAACCCAAAAAUUGGGGCUUAGCCCUGGGGAGUUCUUGGCUUCACCCAGGAAAGAAUUCAAGGGCGAGCCGGUGGUGUUAGACAGCAACUUGUAUUGAAGCAGUAGUGCACAGCAGCAGAGGGGCCGCUCCUCGUAGAGCAGGGCUACCCCACAGGCAGUGUGCCCAGAGUGGCAGCUUGGAGGCCAGUUGGCACUCAUAUUUAUACCCACUUUUAGUUAAAUACAAAUUAAGGGGCAGAUUAUGCAGCAAUAUUUAGGAAAGUGGUGGUAACUUAUAAGUUGCGGAGUGGUUGCCAUGUUAAGGGGCAGUGACUUCCAGGUGUUGCCAUGGCAAUGGUAAUUAACAUGGUACAGUGAUGAGCAUUUCUUAUGAAAAGCUGCUUCCUGCACCCCCCCUCCCCACCACUGCCCUGUUUUAGCUAGUCCUCAAUUUGGUCCACGUCUGAGUCCAGUCUUUGGAGUUGAGUCCUGCCUUCUACCGGAUUGCCUAGAAUUUUAAUUGGAGGGAAAGUAUAAGCCCAUAUCACCAAGUUACAUUUCUAAAACGUUCAUCUUUUAAAAGAUCCUCUUGAGGGAAAGGGAAGGUUAGUAGUCUACUUUUAAAAGCAGUCUACUUUUCACCCACUUUGCAGCCACACAAUUAUUGUAACAAGAGGCUGAACUCUAAAGGGCUAAAGGGCAGGCAGUAUUAGGAAUUAGGAAUACAUUGACUUUGUUUAACAUUGAGUAAGUCAUUGUAAGAUGAUAAGUAACAGUGCAAUCCAACAUCUAUAAUAAAGUAUAUAUAUCAUUAAAAAAAAGGAAUUAGGAAUGUAAUUGAAGGCACUUCCCAUAGUUUUGUUGUAUGUUAAAAUAUCCAAAAUGGAUUUUAAAAGAAAUCUUUUCUUCCUUUAAGUGUAGUUGUGUUUCAAAAGGUGGUAAAGUCACUUUUCUUUCUGCCUCUUGAACAACAAAAAAGUCAAAGACGUGGUCAAUUGGCUUGUAAAUGUUAGCCAAAGCAUUAGAAAAGUGUUUAAGAGGUACUUCUCAAUAGUAGUUAAAACUGCAACGGUGCAACUCAAACUGUGGCCCACGGAUAGGCACUGUUCUGUGAAUUGUUUUCUACCAGUCUGCUACAAGAAAAGUCAGAAAUUAAGACUAUGCCCAUAGAAACAUUGAUAACACUUUGACAUUGCUGUGACUCAUGGUUUUGUCUUCUCGAGUGGGGUAUAGACCAGCUCAGGUCUGCUUAGCUAGAGACCCACAUGGUGCAGAGGUUGGAUACCAGCCUGUAUAGUAGGACCACAUAUUGGUUUGCAGUAUAUUGGAAAAUUUAAAACUUCUUUUAACACAGGUAGUUUGAUCAAUAUCAUUCUUGGCUGGGUGCAGUGGCUCGCACCUGUAAUCCCAGCACUUUGGGAAACUGAGGCAGGUGGGACACUUGAGGUCAGGAGUUUGAGACCAGCCUGGCUAACAUGGCGAAACCCCAUCUCUGCUAAAAAUACAAAAGUUAGCCAGGAGUGGUGGCACGUGCCUGUAAUCCCAGCUACGAGCAUCACUUGAGCCCAGGAGGCAGAGGUUGCAGUGAACUGAGAUUGUGCCCUGCACUCCAGCCUGGGCAACAGAGUGAGACCCUGUCUCAAAAAAUAAAGAAAGAAAAAAGAAAAAUAUCAUUCUAGAUCAAGAGUCACACAUGGAAAAUUAUCAGGGACCAGAGAUGCUUAUCCGAAAUAAAAACAUUAACUGUUAUUUUAAAAGAGGGACCUCAGCAAAAAGGAAACCUAAAUGGAUGUGUAGAAGAUUUACUUGGCCAGGAACAGUGUUUGAUAUUUUUGCUUUCUCUGUUUAAAUUAUCUCUGAUGUUUUGAUGACUUUUCUACCUCAUAAUUCAGCUUUUCUGCCUGCUUUCUCCAGUGGAGCUAUGGUCUUCAGUGAUUCCGUGACCUAUUCUUAUCACUGGGUAAAACGUUUUAUAGUAGAGAUUUCACGGUAGGACAGUGAUUCUCAGUUGGGGGUGAUUUUAGUGCCUUGCAGGUUGCUACUGGCGUCUAGUGUGUAGAGGCCAGAGAAGCUGCCAAAUAUCCUAAAUCGCACAGGACAGUCCUCACAACGAAGAAUUCUCUAAUUCAAAAUGUCAGUAGUAACAAGGUUGAGAAACUCUGCUGUGAGAUAAAGUAGGAUUUUUUAAAGGGAUCUGUCAUGAAUGGACUUAAUUUUGUGUUCUAUAUUAAGCUACCUUUUACCUUCAUAUUUAUUUAUUUUUAAUUUUAUGUAUUUAUUAUUUAUUUUGAGAUGGAGUUUCACUCUUGUCACCCAGGCUGGAGUCCAAUGGUGUGAUCUUGGCUCGCUGCAACUUCUACCUCCCAGAUUCAAGUGAUUCUUCUGCCUCAGCCUCCCAAGUAGCUGGGAUUUCAGGCACCUGCCACCAAACCUGGCUAAUUUUUGUAUUUUUAGUAGAGACAAGGUUUCACCAUGUUGACCAGGCUGGUCUUGAACUCCUGACCUCAAGUUAUCUGCCUGCCUCAGCCUCCCAAAGUGCUGAGAUUAUAGGCAUGAGCCACCAUGUCUGGCUGACCUUCAUAAUAUUUAAUAGGCCCUUAUGCUCUCACAAGUUUUAGAAAACAGUGGAUUAGCAAAAUGAGGAGCUGAGGCCAGAUGGUUCAUAGCUUGCCCAAGAUCUGAUUUAGGUUUAUAAUGUGUAAACUUAGAAAAUUCUGAUUCAUUUAUACAUCCAGAACCAUUACUAGGUUCUGAUCAUUUUGUUAAUUUUUUGUUGUUGUUGUUAAUUUUCAAAGAGGUAGAAUCACUGGGAGGAAAACUUGAUAUUUAAAUGAUUCUCUUUCUUCCAUAAUAUCUCCGAUUCUUGCAUUCCUGGUAGACUGUUCAGGGUUUGUGUAUAGGCACUGGUAAUAACUGGAUCCCUGAAUUCUGUCACUUUUAAAGGAGAUACUUCCUUUGUCUAGACUAUCAGAUCAUAAAUUGGUCCUCUUUUAAAUUUAUGUUCCCAUUAGGUGGUCAGUAUUUAUAAUCACAGUGUCUUUGAGGUUUAAUUUGUGGGGUUGGUGAUAUUUUUAUACUAAGUAAAUUUACAGUUGAGCCCAACACAGACCGUUAGUGGUUUAGUUUCUAUUCUGGCACAUUCCACCCAAGUUCACAAAGGGAUAUUUUUGUCUCAUAUUAGAUAUAUUACACAGAUGGGAACAGGACUCUUACUUGUAAUGGAAUUCCAAAAUGACAUUCUUAAGAAGUUAUUUCCCUUGGGGGUUGAGGACCCCCUUCUCAAAAGUUGAGAAGGCAUGUAAAUAGGGCUUUACCUAUAAUAAUUAAGAAAUGACAUAGUGCAUCAUGAUUCUGAUCAUUUGGCAGAAAGAUGCCAUUCUGAUGUAAAUAUUUUGGUGGCCACCAGACUUUGAAUGUUCCUUAAGGAAGCUGCUGGCCUAGUGGUCUGCAAAAUGUAAUGGAAUUAAGUAUUUUGGUGGUUUGGAAUACUGAGAUGGGUUUUUUGUUACUGUUAAUUGAUGUCGUAACAAACCCCAGGGAGAGAAAGAUUCUGGGAUCUGUAGGGAAGAGUGGAGUGGUCUUUGGUCAACUGAACUCAGACUGUUUUAUUUGGAGCUCUGGGUUUUUCUUGUGUGUGACCCUUGUGCAUUAAGAGAAUGAUCUCUGUGAAGUCUAGUGUAACGGGAUAGGGAGGGGCAAAGGAUUGGGAGGAUUGGGGUGGGUGAGAAGUUCCUAUGUGCUCUGUUUUGAGCAUUCCCACUGUGCUUCCCAUUAUUGCUGGUCUCUGGUAGCUUGCCUUGUGUUUUGAUGUGAUCACACUAUCUUCUAACCUGACACGGGGGCACUUUAUUCAGGUGCAUAUCACAGGCACUGUUUUCAUUGAUUUUUGUUGCUUUUGUAGUUCUCUUUUUCCUCUAAACAGUACUGUGUUCCACAAACCUUUCAUUGCAGUGCUGGAAAUUUGAAUUCUUUUCUUAAAUGACGCUUCUGUAGAGAAAAAUGUAAAGUGUUUUGGAGUUAGUCGUAGUUUGGUUGGUUCCUAGAUAGGUCAGCUUUAAAGGGUGACAGUAACUCACGUGAUUGCAUGAUCAGAUGAGAUGGAAACUUCAUAACUGAAGGGGAACAUUUAGCAUCGUCUUGACCCUCCAGGUAGAUUAUUUCGCUUCUGCCAAUUCUUCAUUGACAAUUGUGGUUUUGGGGGGCAAUUUUUAUAUCCGUCAUUUGAUUUCUGGACCUUUGUCAGUUAAUCAGUGGAGGUUAGGGCAGGGAUUAUGUGCUUUGAUGGGGAAGGUUUAGUAGUUACAAGCUUGGGGAUUUUGAGGGAAAGCAUUAAUUUCAUGUACAGGUCUUGGUGACAUGUAGUAGAUAUGGAUUAUCUGUCAUGCAGACAGUGAAGAGUAUGGUCAGGAUUCUUUUGGAAGCAGAAAAACAUACCAAACAGCUUCUCAUCUUUUACCAUCCAGAGCCCCUGAGGAGCAUCUACUGCCAUCAGAAAAACAUGCAAAUAGUACUUACUGCACUGCCCUCCAGGGGUCUUAGGCUCAACUGAAGGUUUAGAAACAUUCAAAUUUAUAACUGCCACACUUGGCGUCAGAUUCACUUAGGAUAUAAGAUGGGAAACACUGCUUACUAGCGAGCCAGAAACAGUUGCUCUUCUCUGGAAGUCUCUGCAGCUGUCUGUGUGGCAUAGUUCAGGUGCAAGGAGACAGAUCCACAGGGGGCAAGUUUGGAAGCUGCCCUGGCUUAAGAGCCCCUUGUCCCACGGGAACAAGCAUCUCUUAGAACAGCUUCAUAGACAUGGCCUCCAGGGUCCCUAUAAAAGACAUGCCUGUUCCAAGAGUCACACUGUACUUAGGGAAGCCCAGGGCUGUGGCUUCCUAUCAGGCUUCUUUAGUUAUCCCAGUCCAGAUGCAGUUUGCCAAUUGGGGGUCGUUUUUACCAUAUGUAAUGUUGCCUAGCAGUUGACAUAUGAAUUUUUAUUAGGUUGCCAGGGGAACAGAGCUAGAAAGUGAACAAAAGGUCAAAUGCUCAUGCAGAAGGGAAAGAGGCUUUGUUAAUCCUUUACCAAACACUAUGCUAAGCAAUUGCACAAUGGAUAUUGCACCUAUUUCCUAUAGAAUAUAGCCAGAGGAAUUUCCUAGUAAAAUAUAACCCACCCUAACCCAUUUUCCUCUCUUGAAUAGUGUUCUUGGUGCUCAGUUGCUUGUGAUGAAUACACAGUUUGCGAAUUUUGGUAAGGUGUAUAUAAGAGUUGGCUUAACAGUCAAAAUGAUCCCAGCCAGAACAUCAUGUAUUAUUAUUAUUAUUUUUUUGUCAUUUCAUAUGACAUUGACUCAUGAGAAAUAUAUCAUGUAUUCUUUGGUGUCACUCAUAAUAGGCAAGUAUAGUAUGUCAUACUGUAGGGACACUAUCGAAUGGACAUGCCUGAGUAUUCCAUCAGUCAUACUUUGAUGGGAGCCUUUGUCCCCCUGGCAAACACCAAACACAAGGCUCUUGGUAACCAUGCCUCUUAUUCCUCUGUCACGUGAUGCUAUUCCUGCCUGCUUCUGUUGCUCCCAGCAGAUCAAUGAGAGAAGAUGGCUGGUGAUUCAUUCAAUAGUUAUCGAACAAUUAUUUAUGGAGUCCUUACUGUAUGUCAAGCACAAAGGGUACUUCAGUGAACCAGCACAGUCGCUGCCCUCAAGGAGCCUGCAGUGUAUAAUUACAGAGACUAGCUGUUAAGCAGUUAUAACACAACAUGCUGGAUGUGACAGAAGGACAAGCACAGGGUUCUCUGAGAAUUUGUGGGUAGAGUACCUAGCCAGUCAUAGAGCCACAGAGCAGCUUUCUGUCUAAGCUACUCUUCCUAUCGAGUAAACUUCCAGCUUUGGCAUACUAUAUUUAUAAGCAGUUUAAACAGUUGCUGAAAUUUCUUGCCUUUUCCCAAACAUGGUGGCUUCAGUCACUAAUAAUGUUUAAAUUACCUGUUUUAUUCAGGUAUGCAAAAAUACUAUACUAUAAAUAGAACAUCCGAAUAUCCUAGUCUUUAGAAAACAGGCAUCAGGUUUUCUUUUUUCUUAAAGACAGGGUCUUGCUCUGUUGCCAGGCUGGAAUGCAGUUGUGCUAUCUUGGCUCACUGCAACCUCUGCCUCCUGGGUUCAAGCAGUUCCCCUGCCUCAGCCUCCUGAGUAGCUGGGACUACAGAUAUGCACCACCAUGCCUGGCUAAUUUUUUGUGUUUUAGUAAAGAUGGGGUUUUACCAUGUUGGUCAGGCUGGUCUCGAACUCCUGACCUGAUGAUUCACCCACCUUUGCCUCUCAAAGUGCUAGCAUUACAGGCGGGAGCCACUGUACCCAGCCAGGUGGUUUUCUUAUUGAAAAAAUAAUAUGGUUUUCUGGCCAGGCAUGGCCUGUAAUCCCAGCACUUUGGGAGGCUGAGGCAGGUGGAUCAUGAGGUCAGGAGUUCAAGACCAGCCUGACCAACAUGGUGAAACCCCAUCUCUACUAAAAAUACAAAAAUUAGCCACGCAUAGUGGCGUGAACCUGUAAUCCCAGCUACUCAGGAGGCUUAGGCAGGAGAAUCACUUGAACCUGGAAGGUGGAGGUUGCAAUGAGCUGAGAUCACACCACUGCACUCCAGCUUGGGCAACAGAGUGAGACUCUGUCUCAAAAAAGAAAAUAAAUACAUAAAUAAUAAAAUAAUAAUAUGAUUUUCUUCUUUUUAAAAAUAAUAUAGUAUAUAAAUUAUUAUUGUUUAAUUAAAAGUGACAACAACAAAUAACUUCCCAUUAUGUUGAUCCAGUGUACUGUGACAGAUGGGGAGGAGCCCCACGGCAUCUGGAGUGGGUCUUGUCUGGCCGUGUGAACUAGUUAAUAGCUCAGAAAUCAGGAUACACGUCAGGCACGGUGGGUCACACCUGUAAUCCCAGCAUUUUGGGAGGCUGAGGUACGUGGAUCACUUAAGGUCAGGAGUUCAAGACCAGCCUGACCAACAUGGUGAAACUCCAUCACUACUAAAAAUAUACAAAAUUAGCUGGGCAUGGUGGCACACACUUGUAAUCCCAGCUACUUGGGCGGCUGAGGCAGAACUGCUUGAACCUGGGAGGCAGAGGUUGCAAUGAGCUGAGAUUGUGCCAUUGCACUCCAGCCUGGGCAACAAAAGCAAAACUCCAUCUCAGAAAAAAAAAAAAAAAAGAAAGAAAUCAGGAUACAUAUAGGACAGGACUAUUAAAUCAAGAGAUUUGAGAGUUAGAAGGGACAUGAGGGCUGGGCGUGGUAGCUCAAGCCUGUAAUCCCAGCACUUUGGGAGGCCGAGGCGGGUGGAUCACGAGGUCAAGAGAUUAAGACCAUCCUGGUCAACAUGGUGAAACCCCGUCUCUACCGAAAAUACAAAAAAAUUAGCUGAGCAUGCUGGUGCGUGCCUGUAAUCCCAGCUACUCAGGAGGCUGAGGCAGGAGAAUUGCCUGAACCCAGGAGGCAGAGGUUGCGGUGAGCCGAGAUCACACCAUUGCACUCCAGCCUGAGUAACAGAGCGAAACUGUGUCUCAAAAAAAAAAAAGAAGGGACAUGAGAGAUAGUCUAGUCCAACUCCAUGUGACAGAUGAAUGACGUUUUUAGUUCUCACACAGCUGGUUAGGAUAAGAAACCAGGUCCUGCCAGGCCAGUCCUGAUAAUAGACAGACAUGUUUGGGCAGGCAGAAAAGACCAUUCAUAGAUAACAUUUGUUUCCAUGGGUAUCCAUCAUACCAGAGCCACAGGAGAGGAAAAUGCUGUUUUGGCCUCAUAUGAUAAAGUAUGUAUUGUGUGAUUAUGGUCUGCAUUCCUGUAAUGCUUAGACAGGGAGGGGGAAAUCACGUGUCGAGCAUGGGGGAGUUCAUUUCUUUGUCUUGUAAUGCCCGAACAUAUCUGAAACAGCAUAAACCAUGAUGGAACACACACACACACACACACACACACACACACACACACGGCAAGUUAAAAUAUUCAUUGUCUACUUCCUUAAUAUAUGUCCUGUAGUUUAUUGCAAUUUAAUCAUUUUACUUGUUUCAAAAGUAAAAAAAUAUAUAUUAUUAACUUGAAAUUACUUUUUCUAACCUCUCUUAUUUUUCUUUCUUUCUUUUUUGCUGUUGUUAUAGAGUACUUCGUUAUCAAUGCAGAUCUUUCCUUCUUUUUUAAGACAGAGUUCCACUGUGGAACCCAGGCUGGAAUGCAGUGGUGCAAUCUUGGCUCACUGCAACCUCUACCUUCCGGGUUUAAACAAUUCUCAUGCCUCAGCCUCCUGAGUAGUUGGGAUUACAGACACAUGCCAUCAUACCCGGCUAAUUUUUGUAUUCUUAGAGAAAAUUAGUAGAGACGGGGUUUCACCAUUUUGGUCAGGCUGGUCUUGAACUCCUAACCUCAGGUGAUAAUGCCCACCUCAGCCUUCCAAAGUGCUGGGAUUACAGGUGUGAGCCACCGCAUCCAGCUUCUAACUGAUUUUUGAAAUAUAAAUUGGGUGUGAUUCAGGGAAUGUAAUGAGCAAUCUUAUUUGAAACAGGAAACCACAUAUUUAAGUCAGCAGCCCACAUGAUAGUAUGGUAUUGAGGAAAAAUGUAUUCUUAGGUAUUUCUUGACUCAGUGGACUUUAAUCAGUCUACUGCAAAAGCUAGCUUUAUUUAAAGGUCUGCAAUUAUAUAUAAGAAUUAUUAGUAAAACAGAUUAGCCACUUAACAAUCUAAAAAUACCUAGAUGCAGUAUUCCCAGUUGUUAAUUUAUCAAAACUUGUUAUUUAUCAAGUUUGGGAUUAAAGUUAACUUAGGGCCAUCAAAAAUGCAAAUUAUCUCUAAUUUGGUUAAAUCAACCUGGGAGUAAACAGGUGAUAAUCUCAGCGUAAAUUUUUGUUUUGAUUUAUAUAAAGUCAGAUUGAAAUACCCUAGUUACAAGUUUAGAAUAGGAGUGGCCUCAGCUAGGUUCAAGAAAAAGUCCUUUGUUCCUCUGUUGCUCAUUUUGUCCUCAGAAACAAAUACAAUUGAAUUAUUUUCUGUACCUUCCCAAAUUUGAAGCUGACCUGAAUUUGGUACCUGCAAAUUUAAAAUGGCUAAGGUCAAAAUAGUAAAAACAGUUCCUUUAGAAUGAAUGUGUUAGCUGGGUGUAGUGGUGCACACCUGUAGUCCUAGCUACCUGAGAGGCUAAGGUAGAGGGAUUGCUUGAGCCCAGAAGUUCGAAGCUGCAGUGAGCUAUGAUCACGUCACCAUGCUCCAGCCUGGGCAACAGAAUGAGACCCUUUCUAAAAAAAAAAAAAUUUUUUUUUAAUUGAAUGAAUGCAAUAGGGAAUUGAGGAUCUUCUCAUAUUAAUGAAUUAACAACCCUUCAUAAUUUUAGUUAACUGUUUUUCUCAGGGCAAUAUUUUGCAUAAACUUCCAAUCAAGAAUUUUAUGGACAAGAUUUUAGUUAAGGAAAAAAUUAAUCCCACAAAAGAAAGAGAACUACUGAAUAGAGCUUUAAACAGAAGAAACUUCCAUCAAACCAUUUUUCCCGCUUCUUUGUGCCAUGGUAUUAGGACCAACCAUUUAUUUAUAUGAGACAGUUUCUGGCAGACUAUCCCAAGCCAGGACAUUUUAGAUUCUGUGCAGAAAGACUGACCACUCUUUGAUGAAUGGGUAAUUCAUGGUGUAAUGUAUGAAAAAAGUAAGGCAGACAACACAAACAUCACAGGAAGCACGGCCAUGCUAGGGUCUGAGCUCUGCAGUUACACACUGUCCAACAACUCUUGGAAGAAAAAUAGAAACUGACUUUAUCUUUCCCUGUCAAGUUUGCAAAUGGAUUAGUUCAUUACAAAGGCACUUGUCAAAACAUAUUUCUUAAAAAGAGAAGCCAGCGUUGGAAAUCAUCUUGACCAUUAAAAAAAAUAGCAACUGAUACCUUGUUUAAGAAGCGAGAAAGUUUCUGCUUUUUGGAAUUGAAUUGGUUUUUAUGUUAAAGUGAAAUGUACCAAGUCUGUUUAUAUAGGUCAGUGUUGCCCAAGUUGUGUUGUUUUGCUGUUUUUACUUUUUUAUAUAUAAACAAUGAAAAUGAUGAGAGAAUAAAUUAGUGGAUAUCAUCUAAA